CAGAAGGAAGACAUCAUCGUCUCAGGUUGAGAAACUGAACAUCUUCUUCUUGUUUGUGUCUGCUCUUCUUCCUCCUCCACGGCCGCGACUCUGCGGUGGCGAGCGACAGCACGGGGGGAGAGGAAGCCGUAAGAUGAAGAAGCGCUAUGUGGACGCGAGUAGGCUUCGGAAAAUGAGAAAGCUGAAGAUAUCGGAGAAGCUGUCUGAGAGUGCAUACACAUUCCUGAAGUUCAUGGUGAUGUGGAUGCUGGUUCUGCUGGCCGAUUUCAUCCUGGAGUUUCGGCUGGAGUACCUGUGGCCCUGCUGGCUGUUUUUCGGUAGCGUGUACACCACCUUCCACUGCCACGGGCUGGUCAUCUGUGUAGUGUUCGUGUGUGCCGCCUUCACCCUCGACAUCUUCUGUCUAAUUUUCGUCCCACUGCACUGGCUCUUCUUUGUGGCCAGCACUUAUGUGUUGUUCAACUACAUUUGGCACACAGAAAAAGGCAUCUGUAUAUCCACAGUGUCUCUGUGGAUCCUUCUUGUUUACACAGAGGCCUCGCUGCGACUCAAAGACAUUAAAACAGCUCACGCCAAUCUUUCGCAUCUUUUUGCUGCACACUGCAUUGGAUAUCCAGUCGUGUAUUUGGGCUUCGAUGCCACCUGCUACUUCACCAACAUCUUCAAGCUUCGCAUCCAGAAAGCUGUGCAGAGCGAGAACGACUUUCACAUGCACCUCCUGCAGCACUCGCUGCCCCCCAGCCUGCAGGUGUUCCCCAAAGCUGGCACGGACGCCGUGAGCAACUCAAAGUGGAAGACAAAGCCAGAGUCCAGUUUGUAUCAAUGCCAGAACGGUACCCUGGUGGCUCACGACGAGACCAACAACACAGACUGCCAUCAGAUCUGCAGUGAGGAGAAGGUGACGCAGGAGCAGAGGGCCACUGACAUACCCAGAAGGCUGGGCGGGGCCAAGUCCAGUGUCAGCGAAUCAAAAGAGUCCUCAGGGGGGCCGGAGUCCUCCACCACCUCAGAAAAUCUACCUCAAGAGGAUCAGGGCACGAAAGCCACACGAGCAGCGAAGAACUCCUCGCCCAAAGCCCGCAGGUCCAGCACAAACACUCCGUCGCCCCCUGCUGGCAGGAUGGAGAAGAAGCCGAGGUCCAGCCCCAAAACCAUCAGCCCCAACAGGGAUGCUGUCGACAAAAACACAGCAGCUCAGAACCACCACGCGGAGCAGCUCAGCAGGCUGGAGCAGGAGAUGAAGCGGCUGAAGAACGAGCUGCAGGCCAGCAGGCAGAGCGAGCAGGAGAUGCGCAGCCACAUCUGCAACCUGACCAACAGCGAGAGGAGCCUCAGACCAGAGGUGGCGCUACUCAGGCAGUCCAACAUGCUGCUGCAGAGCAAAAUACUGUGCCUGAGCAAGAGCAAGCAGAGAGACAAGCAGACCAGCGCCAUGCUGGAGAAGAAAACCAGGGCGGAGACGGAGGCCAGAUUUGCUGCUGAGAAGCAGCUGACCGAACUUCAGGCCCAGAAACUAGAAGAGGCUGCGAACCUGGCCCGAAGUCCAGCCGUCAGGCAGGAGAACUGUGAGAGCCAGAUGUUAAGGAAAAGAGUAAAAGAUCUAGAGACAGAGUUGAAACAACUGCAGCUGGAGUUUCAAGUGAAAGAGAGUCAUGCGCUAGAUCUAGAGCGAGACCUGGAGGCUCUGGGGAAGUAUCGCGGCGUGGAGAAGGACACGGACAUGCUGCUGUCCACGCUGUCUGCCAUGCAGGAGAAGGCCCAGCACCUGGAGUACAACCUGAGCGCCGAGACCCGGAUCAAGCUGGACCUGUUCUCUGCUCUGGGAGACGCUCGGCGGCAGCUGGAGCUCGCUCAAGAUAAGCUGCUGAAGCAGGAGCGAGAGAUCAGUGAGAUGAAGCAGAAGAUCGCAGAGGUGAUGGCUGUCAGUCCCGGGGUGACCUACAUGGCCCCGCGACCUCCGGUGCCACAGUAUCUGACCAAACUGCUCAGCUCCGACCGCUACAUGCUGAACUCUCGAGCGCUGAUGUACCAGUGUCUGAAGAAGUAGGAGGACUCUAGCGGUCCCUGGUGGUCUGUUUACAUCAGUAAGUGGAGGUUCCUCUCCUUUUACGACUCUUGGUGCUACGAGAAACACGUUUUGGUAAAGUCGCUUCCAAGAGCUGAAGAGUCCGACCCGCCGCGGGCGACAUGAUGUCACACAUCCGAGACACAAGCACAGCACGGAGGUGAUCCAAGGUCCGGAUCCCGGUCAAGUUCACACUCAUAACUCAAACCAGACUUCAUGAAUAAGCACAAAAAAACGAUUUGAUUCACUGUCACUUUCAGUAUGCAACAUGUGUUAUCCAGUUUUUGAUGUGUCUGGACAGAUAUUUGCUCUUUAGAGAUGAAAAGGACAAAUCAUUUGCCAGAAUUUAAACACUAUAUUCAAUAUGAUUAAAAUAGUGAUGAUUAUUAACGUGUUUGUACAAUUUUCUGUCAUAUUUUAAGGUAUACGACUUAAAAAUAUCAAUGAAUUCUGAAAUGAUGAUAUUAUGAAUAAUUCAAUUUGAAGGUAUUUAUGAGCACAAUAUUGCAUCAUUUAUAGUUUGAGAUUUAUUCUCAGUUUCCAGAUUUAUUAUCUGAGGUUACGUAAUGAAUAUUUUUAAAAUACUUGGUGACUUCGGUCUAAAAAUACAUUUUUUCUUGGCUGUCAUUUCAUGAAGUAGAACUUACAUUGUUGCUACACCUCCACUGACCUGGCCACGGUUUGCCUCCAUGAAAAACCACUGCGCUCCAGGUGAACAAGUCAGAAACUCUUGCAAAGAAUCAACACUUUUUUGAUAAACUUUUAUAAUCAAACUAAUUUGUCAACAGAUGAAUAUUGUCUGCAUUUUUAAAGGUACAGUUCUCCAAAAUAUAGACAUGUCAAUGGUGAUAUUUUCCUUUCAAGGUUAAAUGUUGAAGAUAAAAUUGCUGUGACUCAAUAAGAAGCUGAACAUUACUUUGUAUUUAUUCUUGUCGUUUAAAGAUUGCUGUGGCCAAAAACUGACUGACAGCCUGAAUUAUUUGUUUAUGAAUGAUAAAUUAUUGUUGACUCCAUGACGGUGCCUCUAAGCUUUACUUUCUGAACGGAAGUAAAAGACAAAUGUAAUGUGAUAUCGUGUUUGAAUUGAAGUGCUGCGUACUGUUUUUUUUUUUUUUUUACUCACCAUGUACAGAAUUGAAAACCCCACACGACUGGAGAAGAUGUGGACGUUAGUAACGCGCUUUCUAGCUUUGUUUUUCUAUGAGAAAUAUUUUGUAGUCUUGAUGUACUUUUGAUUCCAACUGCUGUCAUUUUGUACGGCGACGUGUUUGUCCGCAUGAAGUUGUCCAACCCAGCUGUUUUCUGAGGCACACGUGACUUUUCCGCAUGUACAGGGGUGUACAAGGGCUACCGUUUUUCGAAUCCUUUCAACAACACAAGAGAUGAUGCUCACAUGUAACUUUUGUAAAAAUAAAGCCAAAA
Synchiropus splendidus (mandarinfish) is the source of this 3487-nucleotide messenger RNA. Its product is annotated as macoilin-1. The transcript is spliced from 11 exons. NCBI's taxonomy places the organism in Eukaryota, Metazoa, Chordata, Actinopteri, Syngnathiformes, Callionymidae. Gene Ontology annotation, cellular component: rough endoplasmic reticulum membrane. Gene Ontology annotation, biological process: neuronal signal transduction. Bases 134 to 2047 code for a protein of 637 amino acids. The record is from RefSeq and is a predicted model, not a curated record.